Striga hermonthica is the source of this 729-nucleotide messenger RNA. Lineage: Eukaryota; Viridiplantae; Streptophyta; Magnoliopsida; Lamiales; Orobanchaceae. The record is from the annotation of a GenBank genome assembly.
AUGAAGAAGACCUUUAAGGAUUCAUUGAAAGCGCUCGAAGCUGAUAUUCAGCACGCCAACACUCUGGCUUCAGAUUAUUCAAGGGGUUAUGACGGCUCCUGCGUUCAGAUGAGGCUGUCUUACAGCCCGUGCGCCAACUUUUUCCUCUUUCUCGUACAAUGGGCUGAUUGUCACCUAGCCGGUGCACUUGGGCUGAUUAGGAUACUUAUUUAUAAGGCAUACAAGGAUGGGAAGACAACUAUGUCUGUUUAUGAAAGGAAAGCCAGCUUGAGGCAAUUUUAUGGUGUGAUAUUCCCAUCUCUGCUGCAACUUCAUAAGGGAAUAACCGACAUUGACGAGAGGAAACAGAGAGAGAUCUGUGAGACUAAAUACAGGAGAACUGACGAGAUGGAUAAGGGUAAGAUGUCUGAAAUUGAGAUUGAGAGAGAGGAAGAAUGUGGGAUUUGCAUGGAAAUGGAUACUAAGGUUGUCUUGCCGACUUGCAACCAUUCAUUGUGCAUGAACUGCUACAAGAGCUGGCGGACCCGAUCCCAGUCGUGUCCGUUUUGUAGGGACAGUCUAAAAAGGGUGAAUUCUGGGGAGCUUUGGAUCUACCCGAGCAAUUGUGAGAUUGUUGAUUUAUCCAUCAUUGCACGAGAAAAUCUGAAGAGACUAAUCAUGUAUAUCGACAAGCUGCCUCUUGUUGUUCCAGAUUCGGUAGUGGUUUCUUAUGAUCCUUGUGUUCGAUGA